CUUGACUUCGUGCAUCUACCUGUUGGUCAACUGGAUUAUCUUGUUUCGUGCAAAGAUGUCUGCACAUCAAAUGCAAUGCAAACAGCCAACAACCCUCCCACCUGGCUUGAGUAAAAUUACUUCAAAGCAAAGCCAAGAGCCUGUGCCAUGCGCUGAGCCGGUACCAUGUCCUCCACAGCAGCAACCUGAAGUCCAAAUCCCAGUGCCAUGCCCUGAUCCAGUCCCCGUAGUAGUGGUACCGUGCCCAGAAAAAGCAGCACCGUUGGUGGAACCAGGCCAAGGAGAAACACCAAUUGUCGUGAUACCGCAGUGUCCACCACAGGAACAGCAGGAGAAACAGCAAUGCAAGCUACCACCAACUUUCCCUCCUGUAUCAUGCCCUGAGCCUGUCCCAUGCCCUCAGGAGAAACUACCAUGUAAAGAGCUGCCGGAGCCAAUCCCCGUUCCCUGCCCCGAACCAACUUCGUGUCCCCAGGAGAAGCAGGAGUGCAAGGAGAUCCCUGUGCCGGUCCCUGUUCCCUGCCCUGAACCAACUCCGUGUCCCCAGGAGAAGCAGGAGUGCAAGGAGAUCCCCGUGCCGGUCCCUGUUCCCUGCCCUGAACCAACUCCGUGUCCCCAGGAAAAGCAAGAGUGCAAGGAGAUCCCCGUGCCAGUCCCUGUUCCCUGCCCUGAACCAACUCCGUGUCCCCAGGAGAAGCAGGAAGGCAAGGAGAUCCCCGUGCCGGUCCCUGUUCCCUGCUCCGAGCUGGAGCACUGCUCUCUCUCAGAGAAGUGUCCACCCAUCGAACAGCAACAAGUGAAGCAGCCCGUCCAGUGGCCACCGACGCAGAAGUAA
Molecule: messenger RNA, 835 nt
Organism: Struthio camelus australis
Lineage: Eukaryota; Metazoa; Chordata; Aves; Struthioniformes; Struthionidae
Product: keratinocyte proline-rich protein
Source: RefSeq, a predicted model, not a curated record